AUGAAGGUUGAAUUAUUUUUUGCGGUUAUUAUUUUCUGGAACAAGAGCUGCAGUCGCGCUAAAAGCUCCUUUCGAGAGGAGAGAAGUCUUGUUUACCCCUCGCCAUCCCAACUAAUCCUGAUUUUCGGUCUGGGUACGCCCUUGCAGUUGGACCGAGAGAGCGUUAUCGUCGGUGCAUUUACGAAAUUACUCUACAAUCUACCAUCAAAUGUUACCGACUUAACUUCACCAGGGACAAUAAAUUACCGGGAUGACAAGAGCAAAACCCGGUGGAAUAUUUACAAACAAUUUGAAAAAUUAUCGGAGCUGUACGGAUUGGGAGGAAAAGUCUGCCUGCUGAAAGCGAUAUGCCAAGUAACUCACACCCCCUUUGACCACAACCACGGUCUGCUCGGCCAACUUAUUCAGACAUUCUUAACGCCCUCAAGCACUGCCGAGUCUUACGAGAACCACGAGGAUCAGGAAUACCAUUCUGCGGAAAAACUCGGCAGGCACGUGGGCGAAUUCUGCCACGCCCUAUAUCCGGAAUGCACAAGAACCGUGCUAGACGUAUUUUCAACCACGAUGGAGCUUUUCUGA
Cotesia congregata is the source of this 579-nucleotide messenger RNA. The record is from the annotation of a GenBank genome assembly. NCBI's taxonomy places the organism in Eukaryota, Metazoa, Arthropoda, Insecta, Hymenoptera, Braconidae.